AUGGUCGUCAAACUCUUCGUCUACGCUGCCGUCGCAGUAGGGUUGACAUAUCUAGCCCUCAUAUUCCCAAGGCUUCAACAAGAAUACAAACUUUGGUCCCAUCGGUCUCAACUACCCCCCGGCCCAAAGACUAUCAAAACAGGCAUCCGAAAACCAUGGCUCUGGUUCCAGGAACUCAGCCAGCAAUAUGGAGACGUUGUCUACCUUCAACUCGGACCCACGCCAACCAUCAUUCUUGGUUCCGCACAAGCAGCAUGGGAUCUCCUCGAGAAGCGCGGCGCAGUAUUCUCAUCACGACCGCGCUUUAUUAUGGGUGGUGAAUUGCUGUCUGGUGGUAUGAGGGGUCUCAUGGCGCCGUAUUCGUCGUAUUGGCGACGCUGGAGGAAGCUACUCCACAGUGGCUUCAUGCAACGGCAGAGUGAGACGUAUCGACCUAUCCAGAGUCUUGAGAGUAAGGUGUUGAUGCAAGAGCUUCUGAAGACACCUCAGGACUUUAGAACACAUCUGGAAAGGUAUGCUGCGAGUGUGAUUGUUACGGUUACUUAUGGUAGGAGAGUCGAGGAUGUGAGGAGUGAUAUUGUGGUAAAGCGAAAUGGGGAAGCCAUGGAGCGUCUGACAAUGGUCAACAUCCCUGGAAAGUAUGCGGUCGAGCGUUAUCCCGCUCUCAAGUAUAUACCCAGUUUUCUUGCCCCGUGGAAACAGCAAGUGCUGCAGCAACGCGAAAAGGAUAUCCAACUUUACACAGAACUCAUGAAUGAAGUGCGGGAAAAGGUUGCAAAAGGUGCCGCACCGACAUGUUUUGCCAAACACCUCCUCGAAGAGCAGCAUAAUCUUGGCAUGACUGAUCUUGAAAUCGCUUAUACUGCUGGAUCACCUUUCGGCGCCGGUGUUGAGACAUCCGCUGGAUCCCUUGCAAGCUUCCUUCUUGCCUGCGUCAAAUUCGGACCUCAGUUCAUUCCCAAAGCCCAAGAAGAACUUGAUCGUGUGGUUGGAAAUGACCGACUUCCCACGUUUGAAGAUUUACCCAAGCUUGAGUAUGUUAGAGCCAUUGCAUCUGAGACUCUUCGCUGGAGACCUGUAGCUGUGCUUGGUGGGACACCUCAUGCAAGUACAGCGGAUUAUGUAUACAAGGGCAUGUUCAUUCCGAAAGGAAGUACGAUUAUUGCUCCUCUAUGGACACUUCAUCUAAACGAGGCCGAUUUUCCACAACCGCAUGAGUUCAGACCUGAGAGGUUCAUGGAAGAGAGAGACUACCCCGGCACACUUGGUCAUAGCGCCUUUGGCUGGGGACGUCGCGUUUGUCCCGGAAUGCAUCUCGGCGCUGCAUCAGUUACACUCAACAUUGCGCGAAUUCUCUGGGGCUUCGAAAUUAACCCUGAGAAAGACGAAAAGGGCCGGGAUAUUGAUGUCGAUAUCUUCGCUUACUCAGAUGGCUUCAACUCGAGUCCGUUACCGUUUCCUUGUUCAAUCACACCUCGUUCUAAGAAUCAUUCUGAGGUUAUUGAGAAGGAACAUGAAAAUGCGUUGAAUGACUUGGUUGAGUAUACUGCUGUUACGAGCAAGGUAUCUUGA
Molecule: messenger RNA, 1572 nt
Organism: Fusarium pseudograminearum CS3096
Lineage: Eukaryota; Fungi; Ascomycota; Sordariomycetes; Hypocreales; Nectriaceae
Exons: 6
Coding region: 1-1572 (523 amino acids)
Molecular function (GO): heme binding; monooxygenase activity; oxidoreductase activity, acting on paired donors, with incorporation or reduction of molecular oxygen
Source: RefSeq, a predicted model, not a curated record